Messenger RNA from Condylostylus longicornis, 6576 nucleotides. RefSeq names its product transcription initiation factor TFIID subunit 1 (gene Taf1). Lineage: Eukaryota; Metazoa; Arthropoda; Insecta; Diptera; Dolichopodidae. Gene Ontology annotation, cellular component: transcription factor TFIID complex. The record is from RefSeq and is a predicted model, not a curated record. Gene Ontology annotation, molecular function: DNA binding; RNA polymerase II general transcription initiation factor activity; histone acetyltransferase activity. Gene Ontology annotation, biological process: DNA-templated transcription initiation; transcription by RNA polymerase II; RNA polymerase II preinitiation complex assembly. The coding region runs from base 130 to 6324 and encodes 2064 amino acids. The transcript is spliced from 20 exons.
GUCAAAUUGUUUGCAGGCAAACAAUUUCUACUUUUAGCUUUUAAUUAAAAGAAAAAUUAUAAGGAUUUAAAUAUCUAUAAAUAUUUUGUAAACUCGUGAAGAAUUUGUAACCAUUGCUUAAUACAUAAAAUGAGUUCAGACAGCGACGAAGAAAAAACUGGUGUUGAUUUGACCGGAUUUUUAUUUGGGAACAUUGAUUCAGAAGGAAAACUUGAAGACGACAUUUUCGAUUCAGAAGUUAAAAAAAGUCUUUCAUCUUUAUCAAGAUUUGGGUUUGAUUCAUUUUUACACGAAGUUAUUUCCGAUAAGGGCAGUCAGGGUGAUUUUGGCCGCGGUAUAGAAGAAUCUUUUGCGAAAAAUGAAAAUGCUAUUGAUUACUCAGAUAUUAAUGAACUUGCGGAAGAUUUUUCAAGUCCACCGCGAGAAAGUAAUAAUCAAAGUUCUAAUGAUGAUUACGAUAUAGAAGAUGAAAUACCGGCAAGUAAAUUAUCAGCAGAUAUUAAAAAUGAUGGAAGUUUGAAAGAUGAAAAAUCUGAUAGUGAUACAGAUAAAAAGGAUGAUAAAGAACUAAUGCCGCCACCAAGUUUACCUUUAAAAACCUCUACUUAUGAGCAAACAUAUAAAUCUGAUGGUGAAACCGAUAUUAAAACUGAAAAACUUGAUGCACCAAAAAAGCUAGACACUCCACUUGCUGCAAUGUUACCUUCGAAAUAUGCAAAUGUAGAUGUCCGAGAACUAUUUCCUGAUUUUCGACCUGACAAAGUUUUAAGAUUUUCACGUCUGUUUGGUCCUGGAAAACCAUCAAGUUUGCCCCAAAUUUGGAGACAUGUCAAAAAAAAACGUAGGAAGCGAAAACAAUCUAGGGAUCAUAGAUUGCCAAAUACAGGAUCUGAUUCAACAAGCGAUACUGAUGAGCUACGACACGGAUUUAGUCUAAGAUACGGUCCGGAUCCAAAAAAAGAACAAUGCGUUUCUGAUGAUGAGGAUAAGUUACUAUCUAUUACAAAUGAUGAUAAUAUCAAAGAAGAAGGGUCAAAUGGAGAUGAUAAUAACGAAAAUAAACCUAAAGUAGCAGAUUGGAGAUUUGGACCUGCUCAAAUUUGGUAUGAUAUGUUGGAAGUCCCAGAAUCUGGAGAUGGAUUUAAUUAUGGUUUUAAAACUAAGGGAAAGCAAGAAAUAGAAGAAUUAGACAUUAAAGGAGAACCAAUUGCAGACGAUGCCUAUCUGAUGGUUUCCCAAAUUCAUUGGGAAGAUGACGUUGUAUGGGAUGGAAAUGAUAUAAAAUCAAAAGUUUUGCAAAAACUUAAUUCAAAAACCAAUGCGGCUGGUUGGCUUCCAUCAAGUGGUUCACGUACAGCAGCAGCAGCUUUUAGCCAGCCAGGUAAAGGUAUGCCGGUAACAGCUACACCUACUGGAAAACUACCAUCAUCUACUCCUCAGCUACCUGGAAAAAUAUCAAGCAAAACCCCAAUUUUACAGAAACCCGAACAAACGGAUGAUACGUGGUAUAGCAUUUUCCCCGUUGAAAACGAAGAACUUAUAUACAGUAAGUGGGAAGAUGAAAUUAUCUGGGAUGCCGAAUCAAUGCCCAAAGUACCAAAACCUAAAGUGUUAACCUUAGAUCCGAACGAUGAAAAUAUUAUAUUAGGUAUCCCUGAUGAUAUAGAUCCAUCAAAAGUCAAUAAAAAUACCGGACCACCGCCGAAAAUCAAAAUUCCUCACCCCCAUGUAAAAAAAUCAAAAAUAUUAUUAGGUAAAGCCGGUGUUAUUAACGUGUUAGCUGAAGAUACACCACCGCCACCUCCCAAAAGUCCUGAUCGAGAUCCUUUUAACAUUUCAAAUGACGUUUAUUAUAUGCCAAAGACCGUUGAAAGUGUUAGACUUAAAGUCAGUGGUGGUAAUUUGAUACAACAUUCGACGCCUGUUGUUGAAUUAAGAGCUCCAUUUAUUCCGACGCAUAUGGGUCCAAUGAAACUACGAAUGUUCCAUAGGCCAGCAAUGAAAAAGUACUCUCAUGGACCUCUGUCAGAUAGCAAUCAUCAUCCAGUGUUACCUUUAGUAAAACAUAUUGUAAAAAAAGCUAAACAAAGAGAACUUGAAAGAAUAGCAUCAGGAGGAGGAGACGUAUUUUUCAUGAGGAAUCCAGAUGACUUAAGUGGCAAAGACGGUGAUAUAAUUUUAGUUGAAUUUUGCGAAGAACAUCCGCCUCUAAUGAAUCAGGUUGGCAUGUGUUCGAAAAUAAAAAAUUAUUACAAACGAAAAGCUGAAAAGGAUUCUCCUCCACAAUUUAAAUAUGGUGAAAUAGCCUACGCGCAUACUAGUCCCUUUUUAGGUAUUCUAAAUCCGGGUGUAUGCAUUCAAACUGUAGAAAAUAAUAUGUAUCGGGCCCCAAUUUAUCCCCAUCAAGUAAGCUUGACUGAUUUCUUGGUAAUCAGAAGUAGAUAUAAUUAUUGGAUUCGAGAAAUCAAUGCUUUGUUCACAGUUGGUCAAGAAUGUCCUUUAUACGAAGUCCCAGGUCCGAAUUCUAAACGGGCUAACAAUUUUGCUAGAGACUUUUUGCAAGUUUUCAUUUAUCGUUUGUUCUGGAAAAGCAAAGAUAAUCCUCGGCGUAUAAAAAUGGAUGACAUUAAAAAAGCAUUUCCGGCUCAUUCAGAGAGUAGCAUUCGUAAAAGAUUAAAACAAUGUGCUGAUUUUAAAAGAACUGGAAUGGACUCUAACUGGUGGGUUAUAAAGCCAGAAUUUAGAUUACCUUCAGAAGAAGAAAUUCGCGCCAUGGUAUCACCUGAACAAUGUUGCGCUUUCUUCAGCAUGAUAGCAGCAGAGCAACGGUUAAAAGAUGCCGGUUACGGAGAAAAAUUUAUUUUUGCCCAACAGGAGGAUGAUGAUGAAGAACAACAAUUGAAAAUGGAUGAUGAAGUUAAAGUUGCUCCUUGGAAUACUACAAGGGCAUAUAUUCAAGCUAUGCGGGGUAAAUGCUUGUUACAGCUAACAGGACCAGCAGAUCCAACAGGUUGCGGGGAAGGUUUUUCUUACGUCCGAGUUCCAAAUAAACCAACUCAAACGAAAGAAGAACAGGAAUCUCAACCAAAAAGGACUGUUACUGGAACUGACGCAGAUUUACGUCGCCUUCCCUUAAAUAAAGCAAAAGAAUUAUUGCGUAAAUUUAAAGUUCCAGAAGAAGAAAUCAAAAAAUUAUCACGAUGGGAAGUUAUAGACGUUGUACGGACAUUAUCGACAGAAAAGGCGAAGCAAGGUGAACAAGGUAUGGAUAAAUUCUCGCGUGGUAAUAGAUUUUCCAUAGCUGAACAUCAGGAACGUUACAAGGAAGAGUGUCAGCGUAUUUUUGACUUACAAAAUAAAGUUUUAGCAAGUUCUGAAAUUUUAUCUACGGAUGAAGAUGAGGACUCAUCAGCAUCCGAAGAGUCAGAUAUAGAAGAAAUGGGUAAAAAUUUGGAAAAUAUGUUAGCUAAUAAAAAAACAUCAACUCAGUUGUCACUUGAACGAGAAGAGCAAGAACGACAAGAGUUGUUGAAAAAAAUUAUGGAAGGACAAAGAGAUAACGUAAAUUCAAAUAAAAAUGAUAAAAAAAAUAAAGAUGAACAACAAGCUCAAAAUUCAAAUCAAGGAAGAAUUUUAAAAAUUACGCGAGUUUUUAAGGAUUCUGAAGGAAAAGAAUAUACAAGAGUAGAAACAGUGCGGAGACAACCGGUAAUAGAUGCUUAUGUCAAGAUUAGAACGACCAAGGAUGAAGCAUUUAUCAAACAAUUUGCUACUUUGGACGAACAACAAAAAGAGGAAAUGAAACGAGAGAAGCGACGCUUACAAGAACAACUUAGGCGUAUUAAAAGGAAUCAAGAAAGAGAACGUGCUGCUCAGCUACAGAAGGAGCAACAAAUGGCUCCGGGGGGAAUACCUACUAACUUGGGAGAUCCUAAAACCUCAAAUUCUACACAACCGGGUGCACCUUCUAGUAAAGACAUUAGCCCAUCGCGCCGCAAAAUCAGACCAAUCAAUAAGGAUUUGAAACUUAAAUGUGGUGCAUGCGGUCAAGUAGGACAUAUGAGGACAAAUAAAGCCUGCCCUCUUUAUACGGGUUCAUUUGGUCCAACGCCACCAGUUAAUGUCGCUGUAACAGAGGAACAGGAAGAAGAAAUUGAAAAAGAAUUGAAUGCUGAUGAUGAAGAUCUGGUGAAUGUAGAUGGAACUAAAGUUAAGUUGAGUAGUAAAUUAUUAAAACGCCAUGAAGAUGUGAAACGAAGAACAUUACUAUUAAAAGUACCUAAAGAAGCUGUUGGCAAGAAACGAAGGCGCUUAGGAGAGGAUUUGCAUUGUGAUUAUUUAAAACGUCAUAACCAAACAGCGAAUCGUAGAAGAACAGAUCCAGUUGUCCUUUUAUCUUCUAUAUUAGAAGAAAUUUUAGGCGAUUUGCGGGAUAUGCCAGACGUAACGCCUUUUAUGUUUCCGGUUAAUGCAAAGUUGGUUCCAGAUUAUCACAGAAUUGUAACCAGGCCAAUGGAUUUGCAGACUAUACGGGAAAAUUUAAGACAGAAACGUUACCAAAGCAGGGAAGAAUUUCUUGCUGACGUCCACCAAAUAGUUGAAAAUUGUAGCGUUUAUAAUGGGCUCAAAAGUCCUCUUACAAUGGCUGCAGAAAGAAUGUUACAAAAAUGUGUUGAUCGUUUAGCUGAAAAAGAAGAAAAGUUAAUGUUAUUAGAAAAAGCUAUUAAUCCAUUGUUAGAUGAUGAUGACCAAGUAGCAUUAUCGUUUAUUUUUGAAAAAUUAAUUAAUGGAAAAUUGAAAAUGAUGCACGAAGCAUGGCCAUUUUUAAAACCGGUUAAUAAAAAACAGGUUAAAGACUACUAUUCCAUAAUAAAACGACCAAUGGAUUUAGAAACGAUUUCUAAAAAAGUUGCAGCUCAUAAAUACCAUUCCCGUGAGGAAUUCUUAGCAGAUAUAGAGUUGAUCGCGAUCAAUUGCGAAACAUACAAUGGUAGUGAAUCAACUUUCACUAAAAAUGCUAAAGGCAUUUUGGAAUAUUCCAAAAAUGCUCUUAAUGAGCUGGGAGAACAUUGUGCUCAGUUAGAAAAAAAUAUUGCUGAAGUACAGGAGAGAGCUAGAGCAAAUGCUGAUCUUGAAGGAGUUUGGGAAAAUGAUGAUCAAUAUGGAGAGUUGCAGCGGAUAAGUAGAGCAAGUACUCCGGAAAAUGAGUUUGUUGAUAUUGAAGGAAAUGAGAGACCACAAUCUGCUGCGUCUGCUACAACACCUCAAAAUCGCCCACCUAAUUUAAUGCCUGGUCCACCCCCGAUUAUAGCCCCACUACCAGAAAUUAAAAGGGGACGUGGUAGACCAAGGAAAGUUCGAGAUGGUAACGAAGAAGAAAAAGAAAAGAAAAUAGGUGGCGUUAAACGUGGCAGAGGACGUCCUAGAAAAGAUAGUCUGACAUCAAAUCAAAGUAACACGCAAAAUUCUGUAUUGGAAGAUGACUUACAAUGUUCAUCCGAUGAUGAAGAAUUCGAGGAAGUUACUACAGAGGAUGAAAGUGUCGCCGUGGCUUUAAAUCAAGGAGAAGGAAUAAACGCGACAUCUGUGGUCGAUCCGAGCAUAGUUAAAAUUGAACCCGUACAACCUAUUGAGGAAAUGGAGGAAAAUGUCGACCAAGAUGAUAGUAAACAAGUGGCUGAAGCCAUGGUACAAUUAAGUGGUAUUGGAUUUUAUCCACAAUCACAAGAUGAAACUAUGGAUCUAGAUCCAAAUUAUGAUCCGUCAGAUUUUCUUCAAAUGCCAAAUAAAAUGAUGCCUCCGCCUCCAGUUCAAGAAAAUUCUCAAAAUGUUCAAAAUGAUCAUCUUGUGGAACAACAGCAACAACAGUUCAUAAGUGAUUUACAAAUGCAAGGUGUCGUAAACGGACAGUUACAAUUUUCAUCGAAUGAUCCGCAAUAUUUACAGACACAACAGCAACUGGGGUAUUCACAAGAAGAGCAAUUACAAUAUUCACAGCCAGAGUCAGAACAAUAUGAGCAGAAUCAACCAGGUUAUCAGCAACAAGAGGAACAAAACUCGUAUCAAACUGAUAUUGAAUUGACUCAAAAGGAACAACAGCAAGUAUCUUAUGAUCAGGAGGAACAGCAAUCACAAGAAGUUUUUGAACAGAAGCAACAGUAUGAUUCAACAGAAAAUGAUGAUUCAAAAAAUCAAGCCCCAAAUCAGUCAAAUAUACAUGAUGAUUUAGCAAUAUCUGAUAGUGAUGAGGAAGAAAAUAAAUUUGUAUUAAAAGUAGCUAAAGAAGAAAAAGAGGAUCAAGAUGAUGAUGCAUUGUGGUUUUAAGAAUGAAACAUAUCUUUAUAUUAAAGAUGGAGACUGCCUUAGUCCAUAAAGUUUUUUUUUAAUGAAAAAUAAAUUUAUUUUAGAAAAAAUUUCAAAUUUCUUUAUUAUUAUUUUGAAAUUAGGAAAAUCUAGAAAUGCGAGGAACUCAAUAGCUCUGUCAUUCGAAUUUUAAUAAUUGUUAUUUUAAGCCUUUAAGUUAAGUAUGAUUGUAAACUUUGAAAUAAGAAAGUGUAAAUAAAUCACUAAUUUAAA